Messenger RNA from Chionomys nivalis (European snow vole), 1973 nucleotides. RefSeq names its product oxytocin receptor (gene Oxtr). Gene Ontology annotation, cellular component: membrane. The coding region runs from base 413 to 1579 and encodes 388 amino acids. Gene Ontology annotation, biological process: positive regulation of vasoconstriction; regulation of systemic arterial blood pressure by vasopressin; G protein-coupled receptor signaling pathway. The record is from RefSeq and is a predicted model, not a curated record. NCBI's taxonomy places the organism in Eukaryota, Metazoa, Chordata, Mammalia, Rodentia, Cricetidae. Gene Ontology annotation, molecular function: peptide binding; vasopressin receptor activity; oxytocin receptor activity. The transcript is spliced from 4 exons.
AGCGUGGCGCCGGCAGCUCUCCCAUCCUGGGAGUAGAGCCCGCGCAUCUCUGAGGCCAUCCGCUGCGGUGCAACUUCCCCAGUGGCGAGGCAACUUUGGGCUAACCUGAAGGCUCUUUCCAGGUAGAGCGCCUGACCCUUUCCCGGGACCCACGCUCAAGCGCAUCUUCGGAGGCUCAAAGGAGGUCUGCAUCUUGCAGAGACUCAAAGGAGAUCCGACAAACCGGGAUUUCCGCGGUGGUGGCUGAGCAGCCCAGUGGCUGGGCUUGCGUCCUGAGACCCAGGGCGGAAGGAGGCAGAUCAGUGCCCGGGUGCUCCCGAAGAUACCUGGACGGCGCAUUGGGCCCCGCCCCACGAGCCACGCUUUAAAGAGCAGCAAGGCCGGGCGCUCCCUCGCGGUCGCUGUCACGGUCAUGGAGGGCACGCCCGCAUCCAACUGGAGCGUCGAGUUGGACCUCGGGAGUGGAGUGCCGCCGGGGGUGGAGGGGAACCUCACAGCCGGGCCACCGCAGCGCAACGAGGCCCUGGCACGCGUGGAAGUGGCGGUGCUGUGCCUCAUUCUGUUCCUGGCGCUGAGCGGCAACGCGUGCGUGCUGCUGGCGCUGCGCACCACACGCCACAAGCACUCGCGCCUCUUCUUUUUCAUGAAGCACCUGAGCAUCGCCGACUUGGUGGUGGCUGUGUUCCAGGUGCUCCCGCAGCUGCUGUGGGACAUCACUUUCCGCUUCUACGGGCCCGACCUGCUCUGUCGUCUGGUCAAGUACUUGCAGGUGGUGGGCAUGUUCGCUUCCACCUACCUGCUGCUGCUUAUGUCGCUGGACCGCUGCCUGGCCAUCUGCCAGCCGCUGCGCUCUCUGCGACGCCGAACCGACCGCCUGGCGGUGCUAGCGACAUGGCUGGGCUGCCUGGUGGCCAGCGUGCCGCAGGUGCACAUUUUCUCCCUGCGCGAAGUGGCGGACGGUGUUUUUGACUGCUGGGCUGUCUUCAUCCAGCCUUGGGGACCCAAGGCCUACGUCACGUGGAUCACGCUUGCCGUCUACAUUGUGCCCGUCAUAGUGUUGGCUGCCUGCUAUGGCCUCAUUAGCUUCAAGAUCUGGCAGAACCUGCGACUCAAGACGGCAGCGGCGGCGGCCGAGGGGACUGAAGGAUCUGCAGCCGGUGGAGCUGGGCGCGCGGCGCUGGCUCGGGUCAGUAGCGUCAAGCUCAUCUCCAAGGCCAAGAUCCGCACAGUGAAGAUGACCUUCAUCAUUGUACUGGCCUUCAUCGUGUGCUGGACGCCUUUCUUCUUCGUGCAGAUGUGGAGCGUCUGGGAUGUCAAUGCACCCAAGGAAGCUUCUGCCUUCAUCAUUGCCAUGCUCUUGGCCAGCCUCAACAGCUGCUGCAACCCCUGGAUCUACAUGCUGUUCACGGGCCACCUCUUUCACGAACUUGUGCAGCGCUUUCUCUGCUGCUCUGCCCUCUACCUGAAGGGCACCAGGCCCGGAGAGACGAGUGUCAGCAAGAAAAGCAACUCGUCCACCUUUGUCCUGAGUCGCCGCAGCUCCAGCCAGAGGAGCUGCUCUCAGCCAUCUUCAGCGUGAGCCACCUGCCUGGCCCACCGCGCCUGCGGCGGGGGGUUAUGCGGACUCCAGUCUGCCCCCUGGUGACCGUGCGUGGAUUUGUAUAAGGUGCCUAUUGGUGUGUAUCCCUCUACUCCUUGGGGUGGCUAGAGAGUGGGGGCAUAUUCUGACUUGGGGUGGGGAAAUGUCUCUAUGGGAGAUGUCAGUCACUCAACCAUCAGAGGGUCUUCUGGGUUCCCACAUGUGCUUCUACUACCCCAACCAGAGUGCUCUCGGGUGGUGGGUGGGCUCUCCUGAACCUGGCUUUCAUUCCAUUAUCUUUCUUACUUGUUUAUCUUGGGAUUUUUUUUUUUGUUUUGUUUUUGUUUUUGUUUUUCGAGAUAGGGUUUCUCUGUGGCUUUGGAGCCUGUCCUGG